Molecule: messenger RNA, 4426 nt
Organism: Porites lobata
Lineage: Eukaryota; Metazoa; Cnidaria; Anthozoa; Scleractinia; Poritidae
Source: the annotation of a GenBank genome assembly
GACACUAUUGUAGUAAGCAUUAUUUACAACGGCAUCAAGCAAUGGAUACCUAAUGAAGGAAACGUCGAACUGAACGGGUAAGCAACUAAAAGGGAAAUAAGGCCUCACAUGUUGACCAUGUUUUUUUAUCGCCAACUAUUUCUGACCAUAAAAGACACGAUGUCUCUGACUGUAAUGUGUUAUACGCUUUAAACCAUGAUCCGUUGCCUCAGCUAAAAAUGAAAGAUAAAAUAUCAUGUAUUAUUGCAGAAUAUUUUGUAGAAAACGUCACUGAAUCUGUCGAUUACAUGCUAUACCUAGUGAAAUCUGCUAUAAUCGUUUCGCCCUUGAUCAUAUGACUCCAAAGUGAUGAAUUAAAAAUAACAAUUGCCUUGCAACCAAUUUGAUUUUUUUAACAUAAUGGAUGUUUAAGACUGGUUCACUUUAUCAAUUUAAACCUAUUUCACUGUUUCUAUUUCUCAUUUAAGGAAAACCUUUGCGAAUCUUGCAAUAGGAAGCAGGGUAAUAUCUAGUACAGUACACCCCACGCCAAUCGGUACCUUCAAAGAAAACGUCACGCUUGUAUUCAGCUCUGAGAAGGUGAGUUCCGUAUUUUUUUUUCUUCUUCUUCUUUUUUUUAUUAUCCGUUGAGAAUUCAACUAUUAAAGAAUAUUAUCUUUUUCCCUCUGUUUGUCUGUUUGUGCAGUACGUUGUGUGUGUGUGUGUGUGUGUGUGUGUGUGUGUGUGUGGGGGUUGAGUUGCUUUUAUUGUUUUGUUGUUGUGUUUUCCAAUCACUAUUGUUGACUCUUGUAACAAUUUGUUUUGAAAUUUUAAGGACAUGAAAGGAAAGGUUAUUCCACGUUGUGUCUUUUGGGAUUUUAAGGCGAGGUAAGUCUAAACACUUUAAGUAAUUUUUAAGGAAAACUGCUGAUUAGUCUUUUGGCAGAAACUGUUGUGGUCAUUCUAUUUCUGAUUACCGCUGUCGUUGUCAAUGUUAUUUCUGAAGAUCCAAGGUUCACGGGUCUUGGUCUAGCACAGGAUGUUCGUUUGUAAAAGAACUCAAUAAGGAAAUCACCUGCACAUGUAAUCAUCUCACAAACUUUGCCAUUCUUAUGCAAGUUGCGGGGAAUAAUGAGGUAAGUUGGUUCGGAACGUUACUUGUUACCAACAUAGACAAGUCUUUGUUUGCAUUUCUUGUCUUAUUAACAUAUGCUCAUCAUUAUAUGAUGAAGCUAAUAGAAUAAAACCUCUGAGGAAUAUUGAAAGAGCAUUUACAGUUUCAGUUAUCUCUGAAAUUUAAACCCGAUAUACCGAAUGGUUUCGUUUAAAUUCUCUUUUUAAAACUCAAAAUUUUACAAAGAAUGUAUGACUCGUUCACUUUUUUUCCACCCAGCAAAUUCGCAGUUUUCGAUGGUCGAUAUUCCCUUCAAUAUUGCUUGUAGAGAGCUGAAUUUGCACAAAUUGCUCAAGUAAAUUAGCUCUUGCAACUUUUGAAUUUAGUUCGUACACGUAUGUACUGCCACGGCUUCUAUGUCGUAUGCUAAUGAGGAAAAACGUAAACAAUGACGUAAGCAAAGAUUCGCCUAUUGAUAAUGAAGAGGAGGCAUCCAAACUACUAUGUCUGACAGUGCACCUUUACUCCGUAAAUUAAUUGUAUCAGGACCCCGGCAUGUGGCACACUUACAUAUGAUUUUGGCUAUUGGUUUGUUACUCAUUAAUAAACUGUAAAGUAAAAGAGCAUUACUUUUUGUCCGAGAAACUCAUUAAAUGAAAGCGUAUUUUAAAUAUUUGAAUUUUCCUGUGUGUACGCAUCACAAAUCCUUAUUUCCACCAGGUUACUCCAGGCCAUAAAAAUGCGUUGGAAGUCAUCACUUACGUUGGUUGUGCCUUGUCGCUACUGGGAGAAGCACUUACAAUUGUUGCAUACUGGACUCUCAUGUGAGUUUUUUAUUCGCAUAUCGUACCAAACAGUAUUUUAGGGAUUUUCAUCAGCUAAAUGACUCUCUUGAAUGAUCGUACAAUAAAGAAUGAUCACUCUGUGGUGACGCCUAAUCUAUAUGAUGGUAAUCACGAAGAACCUAGCAUCAAUAGGCGUAUCUCUCUCUUGCCCCUUGUUUCGAAAGUGUGCGAAAGGGUUGCGCUUAAUCAAAGCUAUCUACUCGGCAAAGUGGUAAUAAGAAAAUUGAAAACUACGGACACCUCCUUAAUACGAACAACUGGCGCUAUCUUAAAGCGACUGACGAGAAGAAAAUUCCCCCUGUUGUCUUACUUAAUAUGAGCAAGGCUCUCGAUACAAUUCUCUCUGAAUCAUGGAAUUUUGCUCAAUAAACUGCUGGAUAUUGGAAUCUCUCCACAUGAUCAAUUUUUGCUUGACAAGUGUGGGCAUAAAUUCUGAGUUGUCUGAUCCUCUACCCGUUUUAUCAGGCGUGCCACAAGGAAGUAUUCUUGGUCCCCUUAAAUUACUCCCUUGAAUGAUAGUAGGUAAGAAUUUCCAUUCGAAAGGAAAACCUUUUAACGCAAAGUUAUACUUCUCAAUCGUAGGAGUCUAAAGGAAGAACAAAUUAAGAUUCGUCUCAACCUUGUUGUUGCCAUAGCAAUCGCCCAAAUUACCUUUCUUGCUGGAAUUGAUGCCUCAGAAACAAAGGUAAGCUUGAUUCAGACUCCCACAUAUGUUGCUAAAGUAAACUUUUUUUUUAUGUUUGACCUCGAUUUUGUCUUGAAUUUCCCCAGGGACUUUGCGUUUUUGUCGCCGGCUUGAUCCAUUAUUUCUACCUAGUAGGAUUUGCUUGGAUGUUAUUUGAGGGUGUUUACCUGUAUCUGAUGGUGGUCAAAGUGUUCAACACAGUGGUCAGGAUGCGCUUGUUCUAUGGAGUGGCUUGGGGUAAGAACUUGAGGCCGAUUUUAUAUUUUAAUUGAUAGGCCGAUAUCAGCUGGGGGGUCUUGAUCGUGCCAAAAUUAUAGGAUAGAACCCUAAAAUACUAGAGAUAAAAAAAUGCUACUGCCGAGUCGUUUUUUUUUGUUUGUUUUUUCUUUAAUAUAUUGUUUAUUAUUAUUUUAUUUUUUCACAUUAACUGUUUUAAUUUCAGAUAUUCAAACACCCUUAAAAUGCUAGUUUUGUGUGUCAGCAACGUUCAAUUGGCCUCUGCUAAGUAAUUUGCUCUUAUCAUGCUCCUUCAUCAAUGAUAUUGUUUCAGGCUGAAUCCCAUAUUUUCUAUAUUAGAAACGUCACCUGACUGCGACAGCUAGCUGCAAAGGCCACCCCUAUUUUGUACUAAGCCCGGUUACAGUAUAGUAGUAUUCAAGAGUGGCCUUUCAGUCAGAUAUUCCCCCCGAUAACUGAAUCUCCUUUUUUAUCGUGUCGCAGGCGUUUCCCUUUUAAUUGUGUUGCUAUCGAUGCUGAUUGCCUUCAAUCAAGAUGGUGGAAUAUAUAGUUACGUUCAUGGUGACUUGUGAGUUAUCAAGAGAAUUGUUUUGACAAGGAAAAUUUUAGUAGCAACAAAAGUGGAUAUUUUGCUCAAUGAUCCUCUCCACGUGAUUUUUAUUAAUAUUAGCCAUAACCUUGUUAUGAAGAAGUAGCCUGAGGUAAAGGCCUUGCCCCAAAUAUAUUAUAGACAAGACACACUCAAAACCCCCUUAACUCAAUUUAUUAUUAUCAUUAUCAUCAUCAUCAUUAUCAUUAUCAUUUUUGUUUUCCAAAAAAAAAACAAAAGAUAUUUAUAAAAAGGAUGAAUAUUCCUCUCAAGGCAACAUCAACAAGAAUUUGAAAUUCCAGAAAACCAGGUGCACGGCAUUACGGAUAUAUUUUACCAGUAAUGUAAGCUUACAGCCUGAUAGCAACCUUUUUUGGCAGUAAAUCGAUCUGUAUUUUUGUAACCCCCUGAUAAUCUCUGAUGACAAGCUAUAACAUUUACAUUUCCUUGGCUUAAAACUUCCCCUUUCAUCUCUAACAGCUGCUGGGUUUCGUUCACCAAUAAUCUCGUUUGGACCUUCGUUACACCUGUUCUUUUGGUUUGUUUGGUAAGUUUGUAAAAAUUAAGAACAGCAAAGUUCUUUCAACGAAAUUCCUUCUUAUCUCAAUAAAGGAUUCAUUUAAUCAUUAAUUUAUUCAAAUUUAAAGUACUUGCUUUUGGCUAAAUCUCCGUGAAGGAUAUGAUAUUGUCGGCUAAGAGUACUAAGCCUGAGCUUUCAAUAAAACAUCCAUUAGGUAAAUGCGGUUAUCCUUGGUCGAGUGGUUAACGAAAUCAUUAAGAUGCAGAGCGGGAAAACGUCGGAACUGGAAAGAAUUCGACAAGGUGCAAAGGCCUCCGUCGUUUUGUUUCCUCUACUGGGACUGACCUGGGUGUUUGGUGUUCUAAGCGUCACAGAUGCUGGACUCGUAUUUCAGUACAUCUUCACCAUCCUCAACUCAUUUCAGGUAUCGCGACCUUCUAGUCACCUUAUUACUUUA